GUGGUCAGAAAACAAACGCACACAAACUGAAGUAUACAUGAUUUGAUUUAAUGUACAGUGUACAAGCUUUUGUGGAUGUCACACAAAACACACGCCAAAGGUCACUGUUCACCGAAUUUGACUCCACACGAUCGUAUUAAAAAAAAAUUUGGACAAAGUUUUCAACAUGGCAUGUCCAAGAAUUCUUUCACAAUCUGUGAACCUGUGUUCUAGAGUAUGCAGGGUGUCUGCUCGGGCUACUGCACGUCCGCAUUUAUUGAACUCUUCAUCAAAAAUAACAAGGCAGCAAAGUCUUCCAGUGCCACGACAAUUUAGCACAUCAACUUCUGACCUCUUGAAAGAAGGUCGUCUGUUCUCCAAAGAUCAUGAGUGGAUUCUACCUGAAGAAGACAUACGCACAGGAACUAUUGGUAUCAGUGACUUUGCCCAGGAAAAACUAGGAGAUAUAGUGUAUAUUGAAUUGCCCCAGACUGGGAUACGUCUAGCCAAGGGAGAUUCCUAUGGUGUGGUUGAGAGUGUGAAGGCAGCAAGUGACCUAUGUGCCAUGAUCGAUGGUAAAGUCAAACAGACGAACAAGGCUCUGGAUAAAUCACCCGAAUUAGUCAACAGUGAUCCACUUGUUGCAGGUUGGAUGUUGAAGAUGACAAUAGAUCAUCCAGAACAGUUAGAGGAACUCAUGUCACAAGAGGAGUACGAGGAAUACAUCUCCAAGGCUUCCGACUCAUAACCAGAAAGCACCAAAUGUUGCACGUUGAAUUUAUCUAGUGUUACCCAAGUUGGAGUUUUGCGACUAGUUCUCUUCGCAGUGUUGUUGAACUUUUUCCCCCUGAGAUUGAUUGGUGUUCAUCUAUAGCUCUUCCCCUGAUGUCUGAGGUUAGUUAAGAUACAUGUAGGUGAGAAGUUCCCGUUGAUGCCGUCAGGCAAACAGCGAGUUGGUAAAAUUGUAAACAACCCCUAUAUUUUGGGGUAUUGAGCAAAAUGAGGAAGUUGGGGGCAGUAGGGAUAAAUCAUUGGGCGAGUCACAGUGUAGAUUGAUCAGUUGCAAAUGAAGUGGACUGCAUCACCGUUAUACCUUUUGUAAACUUGGUUUUGAAUUUUGUAGCAAAAUAAUUCUUUGAUCAAUAAGUAUUGAAGGAUUUAUUUUCUGAUUUUGAAUUCUUUUUUCAUACACUGGUUGUAGCUUUACCAACUCUCUUUGUUUCAUCCCUUUUGAAAUUUAAUGUUUUUUUUUUUUUUUCAUUAUUAUUUCUAUUUGUGCACAUUUAUUUUAGGAUAGAACUGAGCACAGUAUUUACAAACUUUUAAUAGUAAUGGUUUGCUCUUUCACUUAUCUUCCAAGACACAUUUGAUUUGCCUUGCACACGACCGAGAGUUGUGAAUUUCAAUGAAUGGAUUUGAGUUGAAGACUUACUUGGGAUUGGGGGGGGGGGGUGAGGGUUCUACAUAUUACUUACAGUUGAAUUUUAAUUGAGGGUGUUGUGUUAAAACCAGCAAACGUUGACCCAUGGAAAAGGUGCAGGUGCAUUAUAUGGCUAUAUGCCCCCCACAACCGUUUAUCACCCUCAAUUUACUGGAUUCUAAUUUCCUCUUCUGAAUCUGCAAACACCACAGGAUAAUUUGUUUUUGUGAUUUAACCAACAUUAAAUGAAAUAAUUAUCAGAUUUAUUAUAUAAUGCAGUUUAAAACAUGAUGUUCAUUGGAGCAAAGUUCCGGAAGUAUUUCAUAGGGCCUGUUUUGUACUUAAACAAAGAUGUUCCAACAGUGGCAUUUUUUAAAUGCCUUGCCCCUUUGAUCUUUGUGUUUCUCAGGUUUGCAAAUUUUCUCAUAAAAUGUGUACAAUUUAACAUUCGUUCACAAUUGUGUUUCUUUUCUUUUUCUACUUCUCACCCAUUAGUGCCUGUAUUCAUAAACUUGUAUAAGCACUGCAUCAUUUGAUAUUUGUUUCCAAGUAUUUUGCAUAUAUCAAUUGAAACUUUAAAAAGAUACCAAAGAAUGGUUGAGUAAAUCAAAGGGCUUGACUACCCAUGGUUGUCUUGACUUGACUAAGCUCUUAGUCUUGACUGUGUGUAUCAAUGCCCCAAGCACUUUUAUCUGUAAUAUUCACAACAGCUAUCAGCUGUGUUGCUGUCAUUAAAAUGUAGGGGUGUCUAUAUUACCUGUCCCAUUGUGGUAUUAACAGGGACUUAAACAGUGAUGUCUUCUUUUUUAAGUCUUUCAGCUGAUAAAAGUUUUAUGUGCAGGCCUGUAUAAACCAUUGGUUCUCUUGAAUUCCCAUGUUUGCACUCUGUGGUAGGUUGUCAAAAAUUAGCCGUUAGAGGGCGCUGUCGAUGUCAAGAAGUAUCAAAAGAAGACUUGGGUUAUUAACACUUUGUUUUGAUGUGGCAGUAAAUCAGCUGGGCCCAAUUUCAUGGCUCUGCUUACCACCGAAUUCUGCGCUUACGAUUGCGAUUCCCCGCUUACGUGCAA
Messenger RNA from Asterias rubens (European starfish), 2466 nucleotides. RefSeq names its product glycine cleavage system H protein-like. Gene Ontology annotation, cellular component: cytoplasm; glycine cleavage complex; mitochondrion. The coding region runs from base 167 to 727 and encodes 186 amino acids. Gene Ontology annotation, biological process: glycine decarboxylation via glycine cleavage system; protein lipoylation. Lineage: Eukaryota; Metazoa; Echinodermata; Asteroidea; Forcipulatida; Asteriidae. The transcript has 5 exons. The record is from RefSeq and is a predicted model, not a curated record.